This is a messenger RNA of Fopius arisanus, 4170 nucleotides long. RefSeq names its product ubiquitin-protein ligase E3B. NCBI's taxonomy places the organism in Eukaryota, Metazoa, Arthropoda, Insecta, Hymenoptera, Braconidae. The record is from RefSeq and is a predicted model, not a curated record. Bases 265 to 3465 code for a protein of 1066 amino acids. The transcript has 6 exons. Gene Ontology annotation, biological process: ubiquitin-dependent protein catabolic process; protein polyubiquitination. Gene Ontology annotation, molecular function: ubiquitin protein ligase activity; protein binding.
UGGCGGCUAUAGUUUACUGUCAAAUGAAGAAUGUAGACAAGAGUUUUUAGUUGUGGACAACAAAAUUAACGCUCACGUGAUUGAAACAAAAUGGCAACUCAAUUGACAGUUGUCGGUUGAUUUUUUGACAAUUUGUCGAUAAUUGUUCAGUGCUGUGGGGAGAUUUUUUUCAAUUGUUUAUAGAAGGGGAGGAAAAUUGGAGGCAUGAGACCGUGAUCUAGUCUGGAUCACCUGACUUUGUUGUUGUGGACUCAAAAAAAAAAAAUGUUUCGAGCCGAGGAGUCGCCGAAGGGUUCGUUCCUUCAGCAGACGAAAGCAGCCCGAGAGGAACGAGCACACGAAAAACGCCGAGAGGCAGCAGUUGUUACAAUUCAGGCAUCAAUCCGAGGCUGGCUGUCACGACGAAAAUUUGCAAAUAAAAUUCUCCACGACUUGGACUCAUUCUUCCCCGAGGACAGCACCCUGGACGCCUCCAUCGAGCUCAAGCCAGUUCUCCAGGUGUUCAGGCACAUCUCCAGGUUCCUGAUUGUGUUCAAACGAGACAGGGAUCAGGCCCGAAUCGAGAGGCUGUGCAAGUACCUGACGAAAUCUCUGGACUCAGAGUCACCCAAGUUCUCGUACGUCGGGGUCGCUCUCAAUAAAGAACACUACAUCGCCUGGAUAUCACAAAUGAAGGCUGUCUUGUUUCACUGCAUGAUGGGACUUGAUGAGCUGAAACCUGAGAGACCUGGGGAUCACAGAUCCAUUCUUCUGAGGCUCCACACACUCGUCAGCUUCACAUCUUCCGGCACUUGGGCCAUACAAAGGGUCAAGGGCAUGGAAAAACUCAAGACUGGCAUGCAGCAGCUAUGUGCCAAUAUCAUGGGACAUCUAGUCAAUAAUGGAUUUUAUACCGUCAUGAAGGUGUUAUUGGUGAAAGGCUUGGGGAGAGAAAAGAUUUCGCUGAAAUCUGUUGCCCUCUCAGCUGCGGUCACCCUGACAAUGAGACCUCUGAUAUCCUCUCAGAUGUCUGACAAACUCAUAUCUUUAUUUUUGAUCAACAUAUUCAGUGUUCCUGCCUUGGUUUAUCAUCUGAAUUUGCUGUCUCCUGAGUGCAUCACAUGCUUCGCCACCCACAGCCUUUUUUCCCGGAGUCUUGAGAUCCUCAAUUCCGAUCAGAACCUCAGAAUAAUCUUCAACGCCCUUGAAGGCAGCUACGCCCUGUGUCUCUUGGCGAAUCUAAUCCAACUCGCGUCGAUAGAUUCGGAGGACCUUUUGAAGGACCUCUACUUUCCUUCAUUCACCUUCGUGGUGACGAAGAUGUUGGAGUCGUGCCAGCAAUACGUCGUCUCUAAGCAGAGCUGCUUGACCCAUUGGCACCCAGUGCUCGGGUGCUUUGCCCAACCGGUAGACCCUCUCCUGUAUUCGGCAGUUGGUCACACGAAGGUUCAGCUUGGUCUCCUCUGGAGCGGACAAAUUGUCCAGCAGCUGAUAGGCAAGAGCCUGACGGAGAUCGUCGAGAAGGAGGUGAUCAUCACCGACAAUAAUCAGAGCACCUCCAAUACUAAUAUCUUCAAGCGUGCGUUCUUCGAGAGCCGCGGCAACCGAAACAACUCGACGAAGAACUGGCGGAAGCUGGGCAGCCCAGAGACCACGAAGAUCGCAUUGAUAUGCUCACUCUACCAGACAGCUCUGCACACCCUGACGCAGAUGAAGCUGGACAUCCUGACGGGCCUGUGCUAUCAGGACAAGAUACUCUACCAUCUCUGGCUAUUCCUCAAUACUCUCGGACCGAAUUGCGGCCUCAAAGCAUUCCUGGAUCACCUCGCCGCCAACACCAAGUGUUCAGCCCCAGAAUUCCAAAUGCUCAUUCUCUUCUGCGACUGCAUGACACACUACGUGACGAUUCUCGAUGACAUGGAAAUGUACGAGCAGCAGGAGCCGUUUAAACUUCAGGACUUUGUGACGAUGGGAUUUUUCCUCAAUCAAUUUUUGUACAAAGGUGUUCUGGGCAAUCUCUUCGAUGUGAGAACUGUGGGAAGUAAUCCGUUGUUCGUCAGUCUUCAUACAUUGCUGAUGGCGAUCUACAGAAGGGACUGCCGAAGGAACUUCUGUCCUGAUGGUCACUGGCUUGCAAAAGAAGUUCGGGUAUCGGGGUUCCUUGCUGACCUUGAGAAGGGCCGAAGAGGGGCAGCACUUCUCCUCUCGAAGAUGCCCCACGUCAUCCCACACUCGGAGCGCGUUGUCCUCUUCAGAAAGCACGUGGCCGACGAGAAAGCGGUUCUCGGUCUGACCGAAUCCGCAUGCAACAGCCCGCCUUCGACCCUCAUAGCUGUCCAUCGCUCUCGGAUUGUUGAAGAUGGCUACCGCCAGUUGGCGAUGCUGCCGUCUCAGGCUCUUAAAGGCGUCAUCAGAGUGAGAUUCGUUAAUGAGCAGGGUUUGGACGAGGCCGGUAUCGACCAGGACGGCGUCUUCAAGGAGUUCCUUGAGGAGACCAUCAAACGAGUCUUCGAUCCUUCCUUAAACCUCUUCAAAGCCACAACUGAAAACCGUCUGUACCCAUCACCCACAUCAUACAUGCAGGAAAAUCAUCUCCAGCUGUUUGAAUUCGUCGGUCGCAUGUUGGGGAAGGCUGUCUACGAGGGUAUCGUCGUGGACGUUCCCUUCGCGUCCUUCUUCGUCUCGCAGUUCUCAGGCCAGGCUGGGGGCGCACUUUACAGCUGGCUCGAUGAACUCGCAUCUCUAGAUCGUGAUCUGUACAGGAGUCUCACCCUUGUCAAGCACUAUAAAGGGGAUGUCAGUCAACUCGAGCUCACGUUUUCCCUUGAUGAAGACGUUAUGGGAGAGCUUGUGACUCAUGAACUCAAUCCCGGUGGCAAGGCCGAACCCGUCACCAAUUUCAAUAAGAUCAAUUACAUUCAUCAUAUGGCCCACUUCAGGAUGCACAGGCAGAUCAAGGACCAAACGGCGGCCUUCAUCAAGGGGUUCAAGAGCAUCAUUAACCCGGAGUGGCUUUCUCUUUUCUCCACUCCUGAGCUUCAACGCUUGAUCUCUGGUGAUAAUGUACCUCUCGACCUCAGGGACUUAAGAAAGCACACUCAGUACUAUGGUGGCUUUCAUGAUAGCCAUCGAGUUGUUUGUUGGUUGUGGGAUAUUCUUGAGAAGGACUUCAGCGAGGAAGAACGAGGUUUAUUCCUCAAAUUUGUAACUAGUUGCUCCAAGUCACCUCUGCUGGGCUUCGCACAUCUCGAGCCGCCCUUUUCAAUCAGGUGUGUCGAAGUCGGUGACGAUGAAGACACCGGCGAUACUAUUGGGAGUGUUAUUAGAGGAUUUUUUACCAUUCGCAAGAAAGAUCCUCAGAAUCGUUUGCCCACAUCGUCAACCUGCUUCAAUCUCCUCAAGCUACCGAAUUACCAAAAAAAGAGUACAUUGAGAGAAAAAUUGAGAUACGCUGUGACGAGCAACACCGGAUUCGAGUUGUCCUAACAGAAGAUUGGAAAAUCGAUGGGGAGACAGUUCUGGACCAAAGACAAUCGAUGGGAAUCAAGGCAAAAUUCUAACUCAUCGCUUGAUUUUCUAGUAAAACAAAUUAUCAAUAAUUUUCGCUAAUGAUGCACUGGAUUAAUUGAAAAUUAAAAAUUGAAGGCUACGAAUCAUGAAUACUCAUGUGCGGUGGAAUGAAGAGAUGAUUAUUUUAUUAAUCUGAGGAAAUCGGAUCGUCGGACUAGUCUCAAUUGAUCCAGUCGGAAUUGAUUGAUUGGAAAAUGUGCGAUUUCAAAUUUUAAUCAUAAAUUCAAUUACUUUCUGCCAUUAGUGAAAAAUAACAGAAAAUUCACACCAGAGAUGAUAAUCAUCUCCAAGGAAUUUCAUCUCUUCGUUCUAACCUAGAAAUGUAAAUAUAACCUAAAGAUACUUAGUCACAAUAUAAUUUGAAUUUUGGAUUUGAAAAUUCAUUUCACUUAGUGGCCAUAUUGAUUUUUCCGUGCAUGGAGUAAUGAAUCAUUGAAUUUGAUAUUUCUGUACAUUAAAAAUUGUUUAAUAUUUUUUUAACAAGCGAUAACAUGUAAAUUAUAUACAAAAUGUCACAAAUAUACAUAAUUUCAUUAAUUAAAUCCCCUCAUGACAAAUGACAGUUUCCUAUAUAAUACAGUUUCAGAUUCACUAGGAUCUCUCGAUCCAGUCGCAUUCUGC